Molecule: messenger RNA, 1117 nt
Organism: Malus domestica (apple)
Lineage: Eukaryota; Viridiplantae; Streptophyta; Magnoliopsida; Rosales; Rosaceae
Source: RefSeq, a predicted model, not a curated record
CUCAAUUGUCAUUUCUUGGCCGUGUGUCUCAGCUUCUCAAAUGUCUAAAACUUCUUUCCAUUUUCUUUCGUUCUCUGGCCCCCCUUCAGGCUCAUCCAUCUUCAUGGCUUCCAGUAGCCUAGGGACAUUGAAUGCUAAAAUCACAAACUUGAAUUUCGGUAGAGCAAGAGUUGGGGUUGUAAAGUCAUAUGGCGUAAGAAGUUGGACGGGGAGAAAACCACAAUUGUACUCAUGUUUAUCGAUAUCAAGACAGCCAGAGAAAGUAUUACAUGUGCGCAGCAUUCCAUCACUAGAAACCCUGUCUGCUACAAGUUUAGAAGAGGUUCCUGAAGAGAGUGGAGAUUCUGGUCCGACAAACCAGCUCCUUCAAAAUUUUGACAAGAUACAAUCUUUGCUCACAGCAAUAUGUGAUACAACUACAGUUGCAGAGGUCAAAGUAAAAAUCGGUGGAUUUCGGUUAAAUGUGGUGAGGCAGCUGACUGAAAAAAUUAGCACACCACCUCCCCCAAGUCCUGUUCCUGUUAGUGCUAGUGAAAAUGCUAAAGCACUUGAUUCGAAUGGCACUGUUCCUACACAAUCUGUAGCUAUCACUAGACAAGAAUCGUCUUCGAGGAGUAUCCAGACUUUGCUAAAUAGAGCGGCAGAUGAUGGCUUGGUGUUAAUUCGUUCUCCACGAGUGGGGUUGUUUAGGAGAUCUCGAACCAUAAAGGGGAAGCGUGCUCCACCAUCAUGUAAAGAGAAGCAAACCGUGAAGGAGGGACAAGUGAUUUGCUACAUAGAACAGCUUGGUGGGGAGCUCCCGAUUGAGUCUGAUGUAGCUGGGGAGGUUAUCAGGAUACUUCGAGAAGAUGGCGAUCCCGUCGGAUAUGGUGAUGCUCUUGUUGCAGUUCUCCCCUCAUUUCCCGGGAUUAAGAGACUUCAAUAGACGAUCGAUUGAAUACUAGUGUACUGAAAAAUAAAGUACAUUUGUUCUAAUUUUCUUUUAUUUGUCUCCUUUCUACCAUCAAUUUUACAGUAAAUCUUUCUUAACUUAUUACACAAACUGCACAUGAAGCGCAGCGUUACUUGUUGCCAUCAAAUUCGAUAUGUUUUGCCUGUAACAUAGUUUUUUGACUCA